AUGCCACGAAUAUAUAUUAGAAAAUUCAGGAAUACUAGGAAUGGAAAGUCCUUCCUACCUUACACUAAUUACAGCUCUGAAAAUUUACAGAAAGCAAUUCGAGACGUAAAAAGUAAGACUUUAACACUAGGAGAAGCAUCAUCUAAAUAUCAAAUACCUAAAACAACGUUAUCGAGAAAAUGUAGAAACCUUAAUUGCUCACAAGAAAAAGCAGGACGUCCUACCCUUUUUUCACCUGAAGAAGAGAAAGCCUUCAUUAAACACAUUGUAAAUUUGGCAGACUGGGGAUUCCCAUUCGAUCUUAUUGAUCUUCGUAUUUUCGCGCAAAGGUACUUAAAUAAACUCGGAAAAACAAUAUACAGACUACCCGAAAAUUUGCCUGGUUCAGAAUGGGCUCGAAACUUUUUAAGGCGUCAUGAAGAUUUGCUUUCGAACCGUAUGGCUUCCAAUAUAUCUACCGAUAGAGCAAAGGUAUCAGCAUCGACGAUAGACUCAUUUUUUGAGUAUUUUGCACCAACAAUCGAUGGUGUAACACCUGACCGAAUCAUAAACUAUGAUGAGACUAAUUUAACUGACGACCCAGGAAACAAAAAAUACAUUUAUAAACGUGGUGUAAAAUACCCAGAACGGGUAACAAAUACAUCGAAAACGGCUGUUUCCCUAAUGUUUGCUGCUACAGCCGAAGGUCAGUUAUUACCGGUUUACGUGGUGUACAAAGCAGAACACCUAUGGGAUACCUGGUUAGAAGGAGGUCCUCCAGACGCAAUAUACAAUCGCUCUAAAAGCGGAUGGUUCGACUCGGUUUGUUUCGAGAAUUGGUUUGAAAAAGUGAUCGUUCCAUACGCUAAAAAAAAGCCUGGACGUAAAAUUGUCAUAGGUGACAAUCUCUCUUCACACUUUUCUGAAAACGUAUUAAAAAAGUGUGAAAAGCUAAACAUUUCAUUUGUGUGCUUGCCCCCCAAAUUAACACACCUUCUGCAGCCGUUAGACGUUGCUCUGUAUGGACCUUUAAAACAUUAUUGGCGAACUAAAUUGACUGGGUGGAAAAAAGUAGAAGGACGCAAACAUAAAACCCUAGUAAAAGAUGUUUUUCCGAAACUGCUGGCCAAACUUAUGAACAAACUUAUGGAAACCAACACAGGGGGAAAAAACGUCAUUGCAGGUUUUAACAAAUGUGGGCUUUAUCCAAUCAACCCGGAACGACCGAAGUCACGACUGCCACACAGUCAUGACUUACUACCCGAGGAAAUUGAAACAGCUGCUACUUCAGUUGUCAUAGAACAUCUAAAAGAAAUGCGGGGGCUCUCGGCUUCAGAUGAGCCCAGAAGACGUAAAAAACGAUGUAAUGUUCCAGCAGGCCGAGGCAUCACAGCACGAGACAUUGAGCAAACGAAACCUAAAAAACCAAAUAAAAUGACAGAUAAUGAGUUUGUAAAUAGUGAAGUAGAAGUUUCUUCAUCUGACUCGUCUGAAAUAAUAGAUAUUUCAACAUUUAAUAUUCUAGAGCCAGGUCCGUCCAAGUCAAUAAUCCAAACAAAAAGUACGCAGAAAAAUAAAAUGUAUGAAAAAGAAUCUAAUAUACAUAAGAACACCAAGAAAGGUAAAGGUAUUGUAAAAAGUAGCAAAAUUGGAAAAGAAAAUCAAGAUAAGAACAUGAAACGCAAAGAAAACGGGAAAAAGAAAUGUUUUGAAGAAAAUAACCAUGAUAAUGCAGUGAAACAAAAUAAUAAAGAUAAAAAGAAAAAAAGAAAUUGCAGAAAAAUUUCAACAUGCUCUACUACUUCAGAGUCACAAACCAUAAGUAUAUAUGAAGAUUCUGAUUGUAUUGACGAAAACUUUGACAUUGAUAGAGAUAUGGAUUUAAGAAAUAUGAAUCGUUGUUCCUCGGGUCCAGUCACAUUGACAGAAAAUCAAGAGAUAGUCCAAUCUUCUGACAACAUAGAAUCAAAAACACACAAGGAGUUAAGCACACUCGAAACUAUAGAACAAAUAAUCCAAACUUCUGACAACAUAGAACCAGGAAUUACAAAGAAGGAGUUUAGAACAACUGAAAAUAUAGAAAACUUUAAAAUAACUACACCUUCUGACAUAAUAGAACCAGACAUGAAAACAAAUAAAACAAGCUCAAUCAGCAUUCCAGCAAAUCAAGGGAUUGUUCAAUAUUGUAACAACAGAGAGAAAGAGACAACAACGACCAAUGAGACUCAAGAAAACCGAGACACGAGUGAAUUUUAUGAUAAGAAAGAAGCAAAAGUUACUACGAAAGAGAAAUUACCAACAGAAAGCACUGACAAGACUAUAUCGAACCAAGAGACAAAACUAUCAGAAGAAGAUAUCAAGACCAAUUUUAACAACAAUGAUUCAGAAAGUAGAAACACAGAACAAGAAAAAGAAUAUGAAUUGAAUGACCACGUAAUUGUAAGAUACAUCAACAAAAAGAAAUGGAAAUAUUAUAUAGGUAUCAUAGAAAACAUAAACAUGGAAAAUGAAGAACCUUAUACUAUUAGAUUUUAUAAAACAACUAAAAAACCGUCGUUACGGUUCCUUUUGACACGAAAGCUUGACAGGGACAUAGUUCCCUCUAUAUGUAUUGUCAAGAAAGUCAAUUUGAUACAAAACCCAAAUUAUUCGAAGGAGUUCUUUCUGUCCUUGGCUGACGAUGAUGUCGUGGAAUUAUUUACGUAA
Molecule: messenger RNA, 2685 nt
Organism: Parnassius mnemosyne (clouded apollo)
Lineage: Eukaryota; Metazoa; Arthropoda; Insecta; Lepidoptera; Papilionidae
Source: the annotation of a GenBank genome assembly